Molecule: messenger RNA, 2893 nt
Organism: Syngnathus typhle (broad-nosed pipefish)
Lineage: Eukaryota; Metazoa; Chordata; Actinopteri; Syngnathiformes; Syngnathidae
Product: gastrula zinc finger protein XlCGF57.1-like
Exons: 9
Coding region: 295-2178 (627 amino acids)
Biological process (GO): regulation of transcription by RNA polymerase II
Molecular function (GO): RNA polymerase II cis-regulatory region sequence-specific DNA binding; DNA-binding transcription factor activity, RNA polymerase II-specific
Source: RefSeq, a predicted model, not a curated record
UCCCCAUGAAUCGCUUUUAAUCACUCAUCAAAUGGAGUGGAUUUGUUGUUAGUAGGGAGGGUCCAUGCAUGAAAGUGAUUUCUUUAUUUGCCAAAAUGUGUAUCAAAAUUAAAACGAAACACUCUUGUUUUGAAACAUGACGAAAACGUCACUUCCGUAUACAAGUAAAGCGCGUUCCUUAGGGCCAAAUUAACAUGGUUGGUCGAGUCAUGUACUUUAGUUUAUCGUGUUGAAGUAGUCUUUUUUUCUUUCUUUCUUGCACGUCGUUUCUAGUGCGCUUGAAGACAGUGUCUAAUGGAGGACUUUGCAGCGCGAACCACUGCCAUUUUGGAGGAUAUGGCGAACAACGCUGUGAUAGAAAUGUCCAAAGUUGUCCUUUCCACGGACAAGACGGACGAAUAUUUUUGGAGUGACAAUGACAUCGUUCAAGUUUCAUAUCAAGAUAAGGUGAUCCAUCUUGCCAACACUUUCAUGACAUUGCUGGCUCAAGAAGCAGUUGACAACAUCUGCCAACUUUUCCAAGAAUGUUCUGCAAUGCUGCGCUUGCAAGUGACACAGGGUGAGGCGCAGCUGAAGGACCUGAGCAUGAAGCUAGAGGAGGCGGAGACGUCGCUGAGUGCGGUGUUACAAAAUGCAUGCGCCGUGGUAGUGGAAGAGCAGUUGCAUGACCUGGUUGUUGUCGGAGCAGUGGACACAAUGGAAGGAGAGACGCAGAGCUCAGCUGUGUCCGUUGAAAUUGAAAGCCCAUCCAUCGAGGACCUGACUUUCGAGGACCAUGCGAUUGCAGCACUAACACAGGACACCAUUGUUGACCAGACGUCGUGUUACAUCAUCCAGCAGGAAAAUAAUGCAGACAUGGACAACCACAAUGAUCUUUACUAUCAGUCGGAAGAAGAUGCCCUCAACACCAGCCACAAUGGCCAAGCCAAAAGCAGAGUUGGAGCUGUCAAGCAGCAAAGAGCACAGCAGGCAGCGCGUCACCUGCCCAAGAACUUUGUGUGCUCACUGUGUGGAUGCGGCUUCCCCCUCAAACGCAGCCUCAACGUGCACAUGCGAAAGCACAUUGGGCAGCACACAGCGAAGUAUUCUCACACAUGCGACAAGUGUGGUAAGGGCUUCACACUCAAGCAGAUCCUACUGAACCACCAACGAAUGCAUAAUGAGGAGCGACCCUUCAAGUGCACACAGUGCUCCAAGAGUUUCUACCGAGCAAACGGCCUGAGGAUGCACAAACGCUUGCAUGCCCCCCGCCGCAAAGGCGAGUACCACUGCCAAGUCUGCAACAAGAUCUUCAGUUUCCAUUGCAAUCUGCAACGCCACCUGCGCAUCCACUCGGGUGAGAAGCCUUUCUGCUGCGAAAUGUGCGGGAAGAGCUUCAACCAGGCCAACACGCUCAAAAACCACCAGAGGACCCACACGGGGGAGCGGCCAUUCAAAUGCGACACGUGCGGGAAGACAUUCAACCAAAAGGGAACCCUGAAGGCGCACGCCAACGCCGCCUCCGUGGCGUGCGUGGCCUGUGGUGUGGUGGUGGCUUGUAAGGAUGGGAUGCACAACCACCUGCAAGCGCACGUUGCGCCGUGCAUCUGCACCCUGUGCGGUGAUCUACUGGCCUCUGUGACGGACUUGUGUUCGCACCAGCGGCACCACAACAUGGCCAGUCGUGCACAUGCCUGCCCCAUCUGCAAUAAGAGAUUCAAGUCAGGCACGUACUUGAAGACGCACAUCAAGUUGCACAGCGGAGUCAAGCCCUUCUCUUGUGACAUCUGCCACCGCAGUUUCACUCUGCAAAGCAGCCUCAAGUUGCACCUGGAUGUGCACAAUGAGGACAAACAGUUCUGCUGCGACGUAUGCGGCAAGUUUUUCAGCAGCUUGAACAUGCUGAUCCGCCACCAGCGCAUUCACACAGUUGAGAAGAGAGAGUACACAGGCGAGAAGCAAUACGUCUGCAACGUGUGUGGCAAAAGCUUUAACCACAAUCCCAACCUGAUCCGUCACCGCCGCAUCCACACAGGAGAGAAGCCGUACAUCUGCAGCGUGUGCGGCCGCAGCUUCAACCAGAGUAACAGCCUUAAAGCCCACCAGCAUGUCCACACUGGCCUCAAGAGGUUCAUGUGUGAGAGCUGUGGCAAAAGCUACAGUGAUAAGAGGGGUUUCAAGAAACACAAGUGUCCCUAAUGCUGACGACUCCCUGAAUGGUUAAACUUGAACUCGCUGGGCGAAUUGCUGCUUGCACAUAAGGAAAAUACGUUUUGGUCAAUUUAUGAAACUUAAAUAUUGCUCAGGCUUUGCGAUGCUUCCUGGCAAUACUGGAUAGGUUCAGACGUAAUUCUGAUAAUUGAAUGUAUCAGCAUGGGCCAAAAAUAUUACAGUAUCUUCAUUUCCUGGUCAUUAUAAAGAACGGAUGGAUCAGAUGGAAGUAAUGCGCUGAAUGGCAAUGCGGAUGUGUACAGCAAUGUUCCUCAACUUUUAUUGAGUCCACAAAUAUACAGCAUUUUACAUUAGAAACAUCAUCUCAUGGCAGAUCACCAAAUUAAAAAAACAACAAUGUACACUGAAUAAUUAACGACCUUGUCUCAAUUCACUCAGUAGUCCCUCUAUUGUCGUGGGGGUUGUCCAGCCUGACCCCACAACAGGUAAAAAAAAAGAAACAUGGUGUCAUUACUCUCAUUCUAUAUUCUUCGUUCAUAUGCAUUUAUGGCAGGUCUGCCCGACUGAAUUAUGAGCACAGUAUAUACUACUGGCCAGCUAUUUUCUGAAUACGGCAUUUGCUGUACAGUGAAGGUGUCCGUGGAAGCCACUGACCGGCUAUGUUGCAGCAAAUGUUCUUUUGCUUACUGUACAUAUUUUGUUACUGUUGGUUUAAUAAAGCAAUUUAAAAAAAACACUAGCG